This is a messenger RNA of Penicillium mononematosum, 1368 nucleotides long. RefSeq names its product Amino acid transporter transmembrane. The transcript is spliced from 2 exons. The record is from RefSeq and is a predicted model, not a curated record. Gene Ontology annotation, molecular function: amino acid transmembrane transporter activity. Lineage: Eukaryota; Fungi; Ascomycota; Eurotiomycetes; Eurotiales; Aspergillaceae. Gene Ontology annotation, biological process: amino acid transmembrane transport. The coding region runs from base 1 to 1368 and encodes 455 amino acids. Gene Ontology annotation, cellular component: vacuolar membrane.
AUGGAGGUAAAUACAGCACCACCUGCUUAUGAGCAGGAUAAGAUCGCUGAGCGGAAGGAUCUGCCAUUGGACGAGGAGGGCCAGCUCAAGUCUGGUGAGGUCCACGAUGCUUUCGGCAACGAGGAGUACGCUGAGAUCAAGUAUAAAACCUUGAAGUGGUGGCAAUGUGGCUUGCUCAUGAUCUGUGAGUCAGUUUCACUGGGUGUGUUGUCGCUGCCUGCAGCCGUCGCUACCCUGGGCCUUGUCCCUGGUGUCAUCCUGAUUGUCGGCCUCGGAAUUCUCGCAACAUACACUGGCUACAAUAUUGGCCUCUUCCGCGAACGGUACCCUCAUAUUCAAAACCUGGGUGAUGCCGGCGAGAUCUUGCCAGGCAAGUUCGGCCGUGAGCUGUUCGGUACUGGACAGUUCCUCUUCUGUAUUUUCGUCAUGGGCAGCCACAUCCUGACCUUCCGCGUCAUGAUGAACACCCUCACCAACCAUGGCGCCUGCUCCAUUGUGUUCAGUGUCGUCGGUAUGGUUAUCUCGCUCCUCCUGUCCAUCCCCCGUACAAUGAAGGGCAUGACUUGGAUUUCGUUUGCAUCAUUCCUCAGCAUCUUGAGCGCUGUUGUCAUCACCAUGGUUUCGGUGGGAGUCCAAAGUCACCCCGAACGUGUCAUCCAAGCCACAGUCGAGACCAACCUGUACACCGCUUUCCAGUCUGUCUCAAACAUUGUUUUCGCUUACUGCGCCCACGUCGCUUUCUUCGGUUUGAUUGCCGAGAUGGAGACGCCCCAGGAUUUCAAGAAGUCCUUGUUCAUGCUCCAGGGCUUUGAGAUCGCCCUCUACCUGUCCGCCGCCGUUGUAAUUUACUUCUACAUUGGCACGGAUGUGCAUUCCCCUGCCCUCACCUCUGCAGGACCCCUGAUGAGCAAGAUCGCCUACGGUGUUGCUAUCCCCACCAUUGUUGGUGCCGGUGUUGUCAACGGCCAUAUCGGCUUGAAGUACAUCUACUUCCGCCUCUGUGCCAAAUCGGAUCUGAUGCACCAGCGCAACAAGCGUUCCGUCGGUCUUUGGAUUGGUCUUGGUGUGGCUUGCUGGGUUGUUGCGUGGAUUAUCUCGGAGGCUAUUCCUGUCUUCAGCGACCUGAACAGUUUGAUCAGUGCUCUUUUCGCUUCCUGGUUCAGCUACGGUCUCUCCGGUAUCUACUGGCUCCACCUCAACCGCGGCGAGUGGUUCGCCUCUCCCCGCAAGAUUUUCCUCACCAUCCUCAACAUCGGCAUUGCCUGCUUCGGUUUGGCGCUGUGCGUUCUUGGCUUGUAUGCUUCUGGCACGUCUAUCAGCAAGAACGCCAACAGUAACAGCUUCACCUGCGCCAACACUGAUACUUAG